Dufourea novaeangliae is the source of this 849-nucleotide messenger RNA. Its product is annotated as enoyl-CoA hydratase domain-containing protein 3, mitochondrial. Lineage: Eukaryota; Metazoa; Arthropoda; Insecta; Hymenoptera; Halictidae. Gene Ontology annotation, cellular component: mitochondrion. The transcript is spliced from 6 exons. Gene Ontology annotation, molecular function: hydro-lyase activity. The record is from RefSeq and is a predicted model, not a curated record. Bases 16 to 849 code for a protein of 277 amino acids.
CUUUCUCAGGUGGGAAUGUAUAUUAAAAGGACAUUUUCUACUAAUAGGAUUUUAUUCAAUGAAGAAAAAUAUUUAGAAGUAGCAGAAGUUAAUGGUGUACAAACAAUAACAUUAAAUCAUCCUACUACUCGUAAUUCUUUAUCCAUGAAUAUGUUGAAAUCUCUCCUGGAAAAUAUUAAAAAUUGUGAAAAUAAUAUGAAUCUCAGGUCCAUUGUUAUCAGAGCUACUCCAGGGAAUGUAUUUUCAGCUGGACAUAACUUAAAAGAAUUGACUGCUAACAAUGGGGAGUAUCACAAGAAAAUCUUUGAAACAUGCUCAGAAUUGAUGAGAUCAAUUGCACAAAGUCCACUCCCUGUGAUUGCUGCUGUGGAUGGUUUGGCUUCUGCAGCUGGUUGCCAAUUAGUUGCUGCAUGCGAUAUUGCUAUCUGUACUGAAAGAAGUUCUUUUAGUACACCUGGUGCCAACCUUGGAAUAUUUUGUUCUACACCAGGCAUUCCAUUGAUUCGAAAUGUACCCAAAAAAACUGCAAUGUACAUGCUUUUCACAGGUUUUACCAUUAGUGGAAAAGAAGCAUAUGAAGUGGGCCUUGUAAGUAAAGUAGUGCCAAAUGACAAAUUAGAAGAAGAACUUAAUACAAUUACCACGGCUAUAAAUACAAAAAGUCGCUCAGUGAUACACAUUGGAAAAACAUUUUUAAAUGAACAAAUGGACCUCGACAUGUCGACAGCAUAUUUCUUGGGAACCGAGAAAAUGGUUAAUAAUUUGAAAAUGAAAGAUGCUCAGGAGGGUAUCAAAAGCUUCAUUGAAAAAAGGAAACCUGUUUGGAGCCACGGCUAUGAAAAAAAUUAA